UGGGGAAAUCAACAAGGUAUUCAACAUCAACAAGGUUAGUGUGGAAAGUUUUGGUGAUGGAAUGAAUGGGCCGUUGUGUCAGUGUUAAAAAAAAAAAAGGAUUCGCCGUCAUAAAUAAUGAUGUCUGGUACAAUAUUAUACCAUUGCUAUACACAUGGAAACAGCCGUAGUAAGCUCACACAAAUAAAACAGAACGAGUAUUAUAGUAUUUUAUUAUUAGAGGCUCGCCAAGUCAAAUGAACGUCACACGGUCUCUGCGGGAAAAGUCAGCCUGCUAAAUCGAGCAAUGCCUAAUCGCUCAUCCGCUAUACCUCGGCCCAACUGAGUGGAGCAAACUAUAAUAUGUGUGCAUUUGUGCGCCGUUAAAAAUAACUGUUUUUUUAUUUACCCGUUACUUACUUGGAUAUAAAAGUGCGGCCGGAUUCGGGUCUAUUGUUUUUUAGCGGCAGCUAUCCACGGAAGAAAAAUACGCUGUUAGUUUAGUAGCCUGCUAGCUAGCCGUAGCUAAUUGUUAAUGUGGUGCUAACGGCUAACGAUUUGGCUUCAGUGUUAGAUGUUGCGUUUGUAAAUGUUUCUUUAAGAUAUCCGUUUACGUAUGAAAUGGCCAUGUGUUGCAGCUAAUAUAAUUGUUUGCUUAGUCAAAGGACAAAUGGCGCUGAUAAAGGAUGUUAUAUUUAGUUGUGAAUGUUGACACUCCACAGUGUAGCUUGCCACCUGAUACUGUUACCUGAGUGUAACUUACUCCGCUAGCCACGUAAACUGCUCCUGCUACGUCAACACCAAGCAGGAGCAGCUAGCUUGCCUGUGCUGUCAGGCUAGUUACAUUUCAUGUAAACUGGGGUUACCAAGUCGUUGACAGCCUGCCUAAUAAACCAAGACACCCUCAAGACCAAUGACAUGAACAAUCGGGACUCAAAAUGCUAUAGCUGGACUUGAACGUGUUCCUUUCCUGGUCCUGUCCUGGUCCCUUGAGCGGAUGAUGAAGCGGGUCAUCUGGCUGAUAUCAGGAUUAAACCGAAGAAUGAUGAAGCUACUAUUUGCUCUCGCUUUGAUCGCCUACAUUGCCUCUGUCUGGGGAACAUAUACGAACAUGAGGGUUGGGCCAAUAGACGAUCCAUCGGCGAUGGCUGACAGUCACGAUGUCGAGCCAGCAUUAUCAUUACAAGAACACGGAGAAAUGAAGAUAGAACAGAGAAUUGAUGAAGCUGUGGCUCCUCUUAGAGAGAAGAUUCGUAAUCUGGAACAAAGACAUAAAGAUUAA
Micropterus dolomieu (smallmouth bass) is the source of this 1261-nucleotide messenger RNA. RefSeq names its product UDP-glucuronate decarboxylase 1 (gene uxs1). NCBI's taxonomy places the organism in Eukaryota, Metazoa, Chordata, Actinopteri, Centrarchiformes, Centrarchidae. The transcript is spliced from 6 exons. The coding region runs from base 977 to 1261 and encodes 94 amino acids. Gene Ontology annotation, molecular function: UDP-glucuronate decarboxylase activity. The record is from RefSeq and is a predicted model, not a curated record.